This is a messenger RNA of Oreochromis aureus, 2671 nucleotides long. It is a transcript of the gene shdb, whose product is annotated as Src homology 2 domain containing transforming protein D, b. The record is from RefSeq and is a predicted model, not a curated record. Gene Ontology annotation, molecular function: phosphotyrosine residue binding. Bases 294 to 1337 code for a protein of 347 amino acids. The transcript has 7 exons. Lineage: Eukaryota; Metazoa; Chordata; Actinopteri; Cichliformes; Cichlidae.
UGUAGUCGUUCUCGACACUCGCGCAUUUUCUGCCAGUCGUUGGAGGAACUCUGCUGGAUUUCAGUGUUCUUGUGUUAGAAAGGAUACUGUUUGUUUUGGUUUCUUUCGUUCUUUCUUGUGCUUUUGUGGAAUAAAAAGUGGAAGUAGAAGGUUUUGAGACUUGUCGGUGUCGUUUUGUUGUCAUCGAGAUGGAAAAACGCGGAAUAAAGCAUCCAAAGUGGCUGAAGGACUGAAUUGGCUGGCCUCCUGCUCUCCCUUCACCACACACUGGCAUAUUUGGAAGCUGAGUGGCAAUGGCCAAGUGGUUAAAAGACUAUCUGAGCUUUGGCAAGAAGGUGCCUCCACAGCCUCCAACACCAGACUACACAGAGAGCGAGAUCCUCAAAGCCUAUCGGCUCCAGAGAGACCUCGAUUUUGAAGAUCCCUAUGAGGACUCAGAAAAUAGAUCCAGGGGGGAGUCUGGAACGUCUGAACCUGCAACACCCAUCUAUGGGUCUCCCAUGAAGUCAUCCAGUGUGGAUGUGAAGUCUCCUAAACACAGACUGAUCAAAGUGGACUCACAGGAACUGGGACGCACCAAGAUCCUACUUAGCACCAUCUCUUUAGAGGAUCAGCAAGAGCCCGUGGUGCCGUCCGCUCCGUUGGCUGGAGACACAGAUUAUUCGGACCCAUUUGAUGCUCGACUGAACCACCGACCAGACCCAGAUCUUCGACCUGUUCCCUGUGAGAACAACGGCUAUAUGGAGCCCUAUGAGGCCCAAAGGGUCAUAACAGAGCUGCAGCGUAACCCAGGAGGAGGACGGGCGCGUGGAGGGCUGCAGCUCUAUGACACCCCCUAUGAAGACAUCCGAGGCCAGUGUCUGGGUUUGGUGUAUGGAGAAGCUCAAGAAGACGGCAAGGAGAGCAGCAGGCUGCCGCAAGAUGACGAGAGACCGGCUGAUGAGUAUGACCAACCCUGGGAAUGGAAAAAGGACAACAUCUCUAAAGCUUUUGCAGAAAUGAGGGAGUUGGCGGAGUUGCCUUGGCCUGCCCCUGUGGGUCAGCUGGAGGAGGAGCACCCCACCAAAGAACAAGUGCAGUUUGAUAAUACAGAGUGGGAUCGCUCCUCAUCGCCCACAGAGCGGUUGCGUCCUCUGGGGCCCAGAUCCAGUCCGCUGGCAGGAGGGGGAAUGAAGUUUCGAAUGCCCCACGAAGGCCUCACAAUGGUGGGGGAGAGAGUGGACCCUACUCUGCCUCUGGAAAAGCAGGUGAUAAAGACAUUUCUACAGGCAUCAAACUGUACUGGCAAUGCAGUGAGUGAUUCAGUGCUCAAACAUGGAUCACUCCAAGUACAUUGAAGAGUUGGAUGUUCAGAUGUAGAAUCAAACCAGGUACUUCAUAACGCAGAUACAUGUGUUGUAAAUUAACUAAGAAAAGUCUGUAAAAAUAUAUGCAUUGCUGCUAUACGCACACCUAAGGCAUCCCUAUAAAAGUGAUUUUGAAAUUGGGGGAUUGUAGGUGCCACAAAAAAAACUAAAACUAAAAAAAGCCAAAGCUUGUCUGAUUGCUCUGCUUUGAUCUAUUAAGGACUUGGGCACAUUAAAGUGAAACGAUUAUGUGUUUCGGCUAAGCAGCACUCAUCAGACCUUGCAGGACUGAGUAAGGUUAGAACGAGAGCUAAUUAAGUCAGAACAUUAAAAACACACAUUUACUUUAGUCUUAAUUUCAGACAUCAUUGGUGUAAUUUAUGUGCUGUUUCUGCGCACAUUAAGGGCCGUGUUACUAAUGAAAUCCAAGCACACACACCCCUUAAGCACAGAUACACAUUCAAACACACAUGCAACACUCCGGGUUGCUCUCACAAGCCUGAACCUUUGUACAAAUUCACAUGAGGAUGGUGUUGAUUAUUACGCUCCAUUACUCCCUGAUGAUCUCUUAGAGGCUGUUUUGAGCUUUGUGGUUUCCUCCACGAGAAAACAGCAUCUCUGUCAGUCUGUAACAUACAGCACCCCUUGCUCAGCCAUCUCCUAAUAAAAGCUCAUCGUUAUAGAAAUGGAUAUUGCAAUAUCCUUUUUUUUUUUUUUUUUGAAGCCCCCCCUUUUAAUGACACUCCAAAGGUUCUUUGCACUUUGCUCUAUCAGUCUGUCCAACGCUUAUGUUCACACUGAAGGUUUUCAACAGUGAGUGAUGCACUGCAAUAAAAUUCUGUCCAGACAUUCAUGCUUGUCAAGAGAAAGAACUGAUGGGUUUGGCAUUUGCAGUUUUAAGUGCUCAACUGCUGGAUGAAUUGCAGCGAACUUUGCUUCAGAUAUCUGUGUCCCACUGAGGAUGGAUUUUAAUUUGUGUGAUCCCACAACCUGCUAGCAGGGAUCCUGGCUUGUUGACAUUUUAGAGCUAGGAAAGUAAAAUGCGUGGUGCUCUGAGUUUGUCAUCAUUACAUUUUUUGUAAUAAUUUUUAAAAAAUGAAGAAAGAAGGAAAAACUAUACUCUCAGGUCCACAUUGUACCAAAGACUGCUGCUGCACUUACCGGGGUUAAUCUUACAAUAUAUUUUUAUAAUAUCUUGUCAAAUUAAACCUUUCACAUAACACUACACGUGUCAACAUCUGUUCCCAAAGGUGUAAAACACACCCUUUUUUUGUUUAUUGGUUUUGGCUUUUUUGCCCCUCAUGCCUUGUCAUGUCUGUGUGUUU